Messenger RNA from Chanos chanos (milkfish), 3195 nucleotides. RefSeq names its product NACHT, LRR and PYD domains-containing protein 3. Lineage: Eukaryota; Metazoa; Chordata; Actinopteri; Gonorynchiformes; Chanidae. The record is from RefSeq and is a predicted model, not a curated record. The transcript is spliced from 10 exons. The coding region runs from base 1 to 2664 and encodes 887 amino acids. Gene Ontology annotation, cellular component: cytoplasm.
AUGAAACAUCUGCAGUACUGUUAUAUUAUUACAGGAGCCAGUGAACAAGCAGACACACACUCACAGAAUUCUGACCUGAGCCUCAAGUAUAAGGAGUUGAUCUGCUCUGAGUAUGCAUAUGUGACAGAGUAUAACUCCCUCCCUGGUGAACAUGUGCUGCUGACUGACCGCUACACUGAGCUGCUGAUCAUUCAGAGACACAGAGAACAGAGUGAGAGAGAGACAGAGAUUCGCUCCAGAGGACAGAAGUUCUUCGGUGACAGAGACAGUGAGAAGUACAGCAACAUCACUGUGGAGCAGUUUUUCAGUCCAGAUGAUCGUAGACUCACUCCAAAAGCAGUUGUUCUCCAGGGAAACUCUGGAAAUGGCAAAUCCUUCACUGCACAGAAGAUUAUGUUGGAGUGGGCAUCUAGUAAACUCUAUGCAGACAAUUUUGAUUUUAUUUUUCACCUGAAGUGUAAAGAGAUGAACCAAAUUUCUGAGGAGAAGAGUCUGGCGGAGUUCCUGAGAUACAGUCAGACUUUAACACCAGCACAGAUCUCACAGAUAUUACAGCACUCACCAAAGAGAGUUCUCUUCCUCAUAGACGGCUUUGAUGAGCUCAAACUCUCACAAGACAACAUGUCCAACCUGUCUCUGCCCACUGAUGUCCAAACUCCAGCCUCACUUGAGUCCAUUCUGAAAGCCCUGCUGAGUGGACGCCUGCUGUCGGAGUCCUUCCUGCUGGUCACCACCAGGUCUACAGCUACAGACACACUGAGCAAGCUGCUCAGAAAACAACCCCAGCGUUUCACAGAGAUUAUGGGCUUCUCUGAGAGGGGUGUGGAGGAGUUCUUCCAGAGGUUCUUUAAAGAUGAUCAGCUCUUACAGACACAGGCAUAUGAGCUUGUGAAGGCAAAUGAAACCCUCUUCACUGCCUGCUUCAUCCCUGUGAUCUGCUGGAUCAUCUGCACAGUUUUCAGGGAGAGACACAAAGAUAGUACAGAAUUAACCAGUGGUUUGGAUACAAACACCUCCAUAUAUGUUGACUUUGUGUCCACUCUGCUGGAUCACCACUGCCAGGGUUUGAGUCAGUCUGUCCCCAGCCUGCUGAGGAGUCUGGGCCAGCUGGCAGAGAGAGGGAUGCUGGAACAGCAAGUCCUGUUUGAUAAAAAGAUUGUGUCUGAAACUGUACCAGAUCCUAUCAGUAACCCGUUUCUGUGUAAGUUUCUCAUGAAGAGAAGAAUCCGUCAGGAGACAAUGUUUAGUUUCAUGCAUCUCAGCUUUCAGGAGUUCUUCACUGCUCUUUACUACGCUCUGUUGAAUGAAGAGGAGUCCCAGAGCAUUGUUAGAGAACUUCUUCAAUCUUUAGACCCAACACAGCUUGAACAACAGAGAAAUAACAAACUCAGCUUCCUGCCAGUGAUCCAGUUUCUCUGUGGUCUGUCUAAUGAGGAAGUCAACAUUUCUCUCAUGGAAACACACAACCUCUCUGUUUCCCCAAACAUAAAAGCAGAGCUGAAGGAAUGGAUCCUAAUCCUUCAAGAAGGGAACAUGUACCCCCAUAGAUAUUCUGAGACAUUCAUUCUUUACUGUCUCUAUGAGCUCCAUGAUGAGGACUUUGUGAAGAAAGCUGUUGAAACUUGGGAGAAUAUAGAUCUUGCUGGUAUUCCCCUGAGCAGGACAGAUUGUUGGGUGCUGCAGUACUGUCUACAGUUCUGUCCACACAUCAAAAAACUCUCUCUUAUGAGCUGCAGAAUCACACCAGAGAAACUGAAGAUUCUUCAGCCUGCAGUGUCCAAGAGUGAGGAGUUAGCGUUGACGGUGGAGAACCUGUCAGAAGAUGAUGUUGGUUUUCUUGUCUCAGCACUAGGAGAAGGAAAAAACCUGAGUUCCCUACGACUGCUAAACAGUGCUCUGUCAGAUCAUGGUGUGCAGCAGGUCCUAAGUUCUUUCAACAAACAAAAGUCAUUAGGUUUAGUUUCUCUCACAGUGAAGACCAUCACUACCAGCACUGUUGUCAUGCUCAGCGAGGUUUUCCAAAAUGAAACGGCUCCAGGGUACAUAAGUGUUCAGGUGAGUGAGGACAGUGUUGAGAGCUUCUGUUCAUCUCUCACGGUCUCAGUCAUAAAUGGAGAAUUCUGGCUGUCUAUUGAAGAUAACAGAUGGAUGUUUAGAUUCGCACAGUUCUUCAGCCCACGGACUGAACCAUCACUUCUAGCAAUCAGUCUCACCUGUCCACACUCACAGAUAUCCAGCAUCAACUGGACAACAUUCACCCAGAUCAUUUAUGGAGCAAAAAUCUACAGAGAAAAUUCUCCAGAGUUUGAUGGGCAGUUUGAUGCUCUGCUGUCUUUCCUGAGCUCUGUGCCUGUUCUGAAGAAAGUGGAUCUGAAUGUGAACAGUCUGACUGAGAGCUGGGCUUCCAGGAUCCUCUCCCUCAUCCAGACCUGCCCCAGUCUACAGGGAAUCAGUUUUAAAGCUGGUAAUGAGGGUUUACCACUUUUGGAUGGACUCAAGUUACUGCAGCACUCUCAGAUACGUCCAGACUGCACUCUGACUGUUGAGGGGAGGAGAUGCACUAAACCCACUGACCAGUGCACUGAGGACAAGGACAGACAACUCACCUGCAACCAGACAGUGAAACUUCAGCUCCAUGGAGAGUCCUUCACAAUCUUAGAUUAGUAAGAGACUUGAAUUUUAGAAUUACAUUACAUACAAAUGGGCAUUAACCACAAGUCUAACGCAAUGCAUGGCAGAGAGUCUACAUUGUUAGAGAGAUUUUCAUAACAAGUGAUUGUGGGAUUUUUUAUGAAAUAGAUGAUCGGAUUUUUAAUAAAACGGAUUCAGAUCAGCACACUUCAGUGCACAUUUACACACACAUUACAUCAGAACCUAAAUACCCAAGAUUCUGCACAUUUACACACACAUUACAUCAGAACCUAAAUACUCAAGAUUCUGCACAUUUACACACACAUUACAUCAGAACCUAAAUACCCAAGAUUCUGCACAUUUACACACACAUUACAUCAGAACCUAAAUACUCAAGAUUCUGCACAUUUACACACACAUUACAUCAGAACCUAAAUACCCAAGAUUCUGCACAUUUACGCACACAUUACAUCAGAACCAAAAUACUCAAGAUUCUGCACAUUUACACACACAUUACAUCAGAACCAAAAUACUCAAGAUUCUCAGUUGAUUACACAACUGACC